Messenger RNA from Betta splendens (Siamese fighting fish), 3850 nucleotides. It is a transcript of the gene kl, whose product is annotated as klotho. The transcript has 13 exons. Gene Ontology annotation, biological process: carbohydrate metabolic process. Gene Ontology annotation, molecular function: hydrolase activity, hydrolyzing O-glycosyl compounds. The record is from RefSeq and is a predicted model, not a curated record. NCBI's taxonomy places the organism in Eukaryota, Metazoa, Chordata, Actinopteri, Anabantiformes, Osphronemidae. The coding region runs from base 744 to 3677 and encodes 977 amino acids.
GUGGAAAAACACCCACGCACCACGUUGUGGCCUCUGGUUAUGGUCCAUGCAGCCACGUGACUGUUUUCCUACGUCUCAUAAAGCACCUGCCGCUGAUGAUGAAUUCAGUGAAUGGCCGUCUUCACCUCAGGCGGAGGGGGGGCACAUCACUAAUUAAACGUAUGGUUUGACUUGAUAUCACACAACCUGUGACCUGGGUGUCGCACGUCACGGUGCACAUUCAGGAUUCUCGUGGCACGUGUUCACACCUCAUCCAAGGCGUUAACGUGCAGAGGCCCGAGUUUCCGAGCAACGCGGCUGAAGGCAGGAGGAUGCGAUGAGGUGAUGUGACCCUGGCUGUCCCCAUCCGUCUCUAUUUACAUGUGGCCCAACCUGAUCCAGGAACAAACGCAAACACGUGUGACACCCAGAUGCGCUUGUUGGAUCGUCUGCUGCGUAAAUGCCCGAUAAUGGCGCUGUUACUGCGGCCACGUGGAACAUUUGCACCUGCGUCCCCGAAAAAUAAACAAGGAUGCUCCCUCCGUGAUUAUUUUAGCGGCAUUUAAAUCCUGGGGCCGCCUGAGGCUCUUGACAUCACGCAGCUUGGUGCCUGGAGACCUUCGUGCCUCGCGUCCCGUGGCUAAUAAUUGAUAGAUGCGCUGGCUUCACAGCUGGCUGGCCGCUCUCCACAGUCCGCUGUUCCAAGCAUGGUGAAGUGAGGUUCACAGCCCACGCGCCCACGCACCGGACACCCGAAGGCCAGCAUGCGCGUCUUCCUCCUCCUCCGCCUCCUCGCCGCUCUCUGCGGCAGCCGCGCGCGCGCGAAGCCCAACGCGGGCCUGAAGACGUGGGGCCGCUUCGCCAGGCUGCCGUAUCCGGGCGACAAGGCGUUCCUCCACGACACCUUCCCCGAGGGCUUCGCGUGGGCGGCGGGCACGGCGGCGUACCAGGUCGAGGGCGCGUUCGACAAGGACGGCAAGGGGCUCUCCAUCUGGGACACGUUCACGCGCGGCGGGAGUCGCGUCGCCACCGGGGACGUGGGCAGCGACAGCUACCACAACCUCCGCGCCGACGUCCGCGCCGUCGCGCAGCUCGGCCUCAGCCACUACAGGUUCUCCCUGUCCUGGUCCAGGAUCUUCCCCAACGGCACGCGCGGGAGUUACAACGACGUCGGCGCGCGCUACUACCGCACGCUGAUCCGCAGGCUGCGGGAGAUCCGCGUGGAGCCGGUGGUCACGCUCUACCACUGGGACCUGCCCGAGCACCUGCAGCGGACGCUGGGCGGCUGGAGCAGCCCGCGGCUGGUGGAGAUAUUCCGGGAUUACGCGGACUUCUGCUUCCAGACGUUCGGGGACGACGUGAGGUACUGGAUCACCAUUGACAACCCGUUCGUGGUGGCGCGGCACGGCUACGGCACCGGGGUGGUCGCGCCCGGGAUCAAGAACGACGCCGACCUCCCGUUCAGAGUUGGACACAAUCUGCUCAAAGCUCACGCGGCUGUGUGGCACCUGUACGACCGGAACUACCGACCCCGUCAGCGGGGCCGGCUGUCCAUGGCGCUGGCCUCCCACUGGAUCAGGCCCAGCCGCACCCGGCUGGAGAGCCUGCGCGAGUGCCAGUGCUCGCUGGACCACGUCCUGGGCUGGUUCGCGCGGCCCCUGUUCACCGACGGGGACUACCCGCCCUGCAUGAAGGCCCGGCUGGGCUCUCGGCUGCCCGCCUUCACGCCGGAGGAGAGCCGGCGGGUGCGGGGCACCGCCGACUUCUUCGCCCUGUCCCACGGGGCGGCGCUGAGCUUCCACCUCAUCAACGACAGCCUGAAGUUUGGGCAGCAGGAGGAGCUGGACCUGAGGAUGCUGCUGUACUGGGUCAGCGCCGAGUACGACAGGCCGCCCAUCUUUGUGGUGCAGAGCGGUUGGUACGUCCUGGGGAACACGAAGACCGAAGACCCGAAACACAUGUACUACCUCAAGAGGUUCAUUUCGGAAGCCCUAAAAUCGGUUCUGAUAGACGGCGUGAACGUGAUCGGCUACACGGCCUGGUCGCUCAUAGACGGCUUCGAGUGGCACCGAGAAUACGGCAUCCGGCGCGGCCUGUACUACGUGGACUUCAGCACCCCCGACAUGAAGCGGGAGCCCAAGACAUCGGCCGCUUUCUACAGGAACGUCAUCCAGAGGAACGGGUUCCCAGAGCUCCCUGAGAACCGGCCGGCACAGGGGGUCUUCCCGUGUGGUUUUGCCUGGGGGGUGUCGGCCAACUCCAUCCAGGUGGAGGUCGCCCCCAGCCAGUUCGCAGACCCCAACGUCUACCUGUGGAACGCCUCCAACAACGGGGAGCUGCGGAGGCUGGAGGGCUUCAGGGCGCUGCCCCUGCGAAGCACCAACUGCGCCGACUUCGCCAGCGUCCGCCAGCAGGUGGACGAAAUACGCCAGGUGGGCUUGACCCACUUCCAUUUCUCCCUGAACUGGUCGGCCGUGGUGCACGCGGGCGACGCGGCCCGCGCCAACGGCACCCUGCUGGGCUACUACCGCUGCUUCGCCCGCCGGCUGCUGCGGGCCAACGUCACGCCGGUGGUCACGCUGUGGCACCACACGCGCCAGCGCAGCAGCCUACCGGCGGCGCUGGAGGCCGGCGGCCGGUGGCUCAACAGAGAGACGCCCGCGGCCUUCGCAGACUACGCCAGGCUUUGUUACCGAGAGCUCGGGGCCUACGUGAAGAUGUGGAUCACCCUGAACGAGCCCAACGACGACGUGGUGAGCUACCAGGAGGCGCACCAGAUGCUGCGGGCGCACGCCCUGGCCUGGCGCGCCUACGACCGGGAGUACCGACGAGCGCAGGGCGGGCAGGUGUCCUUGGCUCUGCACAUGGACUGGGUCGAACCGGCCUUCUCCUUCAGCCGCGAGGAUGUGGAACCGGCCAAGCGAGUCCUGGACUUCCGCGUCGGCUGGUUCGCGGAGCCGGUCUUCGGCAGCGGGGACUAUCCUCCGGCCAUGAGGAGCUGGCUGCGGCAGCUCAACUCCCUCGAUUUGCCAGCGUUCAAUGAGGAGGACAGGCAGCUGGUCAGAGGGACGUAUGAUUUCUUCGCUCUCAGUCACUUCAGCACCAAGUUGGUGACGCACGCAAAGGAAGACCCUUACACCUACAUAGCGAUGCUGGAGGUGCAACACAUGAUAGACACCACGUGGAUCAUGUCUCCGAGGCCUGUUGUGCCCUGGGGCCUGAGGAAAGCCCUCAACUGGGUGAAGGAGCACUACUAUGACGUGCCCGUCUAUGUGAUGGCUAAUGGGGUCCAGGAAGACCCAGCCCGCUUCAAAGACACACUCAGGGUCUACUACCUGUACAACUACAUCAAUGAGGCACUGAAAGCGUACACCCUGGAUGGCGUAAACCUCAAAGGAUACUUUGCUUAUGCCCUGAGCGACCAAAGAGACCCAGGCUUUGGUUUGUACGGCCAAGUCCAGGAAGAAAUAAUUGUCAAGGCUUCUCUCUCCAACUACCGCAACAUCAUCCAGCACAACGGCUUCCCCGUCAAGGGAGCUGCGCGCCAGCAGUGCCCCGGGUCGCCUGUUCCCUGCACGGGUUGUGACGUGCUGAAGAGGCCCGUGCUGGGCUUCCUGACCGUGGUGGGUUCAGGGGCGCUGAUCACGAUGGGUGUCAUCAUCUACUACACAGUGAGGAGACAUCGAGACUCUUACUGACGAUGGUGGCAUUUCAUGACUCGAGGAAGAAGCGCAGAGGCUUAUGGUUUAGUGUAGCGUUCAAGGUCUGAAGACUAAGUAAUUUAGAAUCACACUUGAACUUCUGUGUUAAACAUUUUCUAAAUGAGAUGUAGUUUGUAUCAGUUACAAAUAUUAAACAAGACAUGACUGGA